Messenger RNA from Stegastes partitus (bicolor damselfish), 3063 nucleotides. It is a transcript of the gene grid2, whose product is annotated as glutamate receptor, ionotropic, delta 2. The coding region runs from base 1 to 3063 and encodes 1020 amino acids. Gene Ontology annotation, cellular component: membrane. Gene Ontology annotation, biological process: monoatomic ion transport. The transcript has 16 exons. The record is from RefSeq and is a predicted model, not a curated record. Lineage: Eukaryota; Metazoa; Chordata; Actinopteri; Pomacentridae. Gene Ontology annotation, molecular function: ligand-gated monoatomic ion channel activity; signaling receptor activity.
AUGAAAGUUAUCGCGGCUAUGUUGCUCGUCGCCGUGUUUUGGAGCCAGGAGUGGAAGUCGGCGCUCUCGGAUUCAAUCAUCCAUAUCGGUGCCAUCUUCGACGAGUCGGCACGGAAAGAUGACGAGGUGUUUCGCCUUGCUGUGGCAGAUCUCAAUUUGAACAACGAGAUCUUGGAGACAGAGAAGAUUACCAUCUCUGUGGAGUUCGUCGACGGGAACAACCCUUUCCAGGCGGUGCAAGAAGCCUGCGAGCUGAUGAACCGUGGCAUCCUGGCCCUGGUCAGUUCAAUUGGCUGCAUGUCGGCCGGCAGCCUUCAAACUCUGGCCGACGCCAUGCACAUCCCCCACCUCUUCAUCCAGCGCUCCCCGGCGGGAACACCCCGCUCGGCCUGCCCGCCCACCAGUCGCAUCCCUGGAACAGAUGACUACACCCUAAUGGUCCGCCCACCUGUCUAUCUCAAUGAGGUCAUCAUGCAAGUGGUGUCUGAGUACAGCUGGCAGAAGUUCAUCCUCUUCUACGAUUCUGAUUUCGAUAUCCGUGGGAUUGAGGAUUUCCUUGACCGGACCUCUCAGCAGGGAAUGGACGUGUCCCUUCAGAAGGUGGAGUCUAAUAUUAACAUGAUGAUCACGAGUCUGUUCAGAACAAUGCGCGUGGAGGAGCUGCAUCGCUACAGGGACACGCUGCGCAGAGCCGUGCUGUUCAUGAGCCCGGCUACUGCCAAGGCCUUCAUCACCGAGGUGGUGGAGACCAACCUGGUGGCCUUCGAUUGUCACUGGAUCCUGAUUAAUGAGGAGAUCUCAGACUACGACUUACAGGAGUUGGUCAUGAAGUCGAUCGGUCGGCUGACGUUGGUGCGCCAGAUGUUCCCCAUGCCCCAGAACACAACUCAGCGCUGCGUCAAGCACAACCACAGGAUCAACACUUCCCUCUGUGACCCUAAAAACCCCAAGGCUCAGCAGCUUGAGAUCACAAACCGCUACAUCUAUGAUACCGUGUUGCUGCUGGCCAACACCUUCCACAGAAAGCUGGAGGACAGGAAGUGGCACAGCAUGGCCAGUCUAAGCUGCAUCAGGAAGAACUCCAAACCGUGGCAGGGAGGCAAGAGCAUGCUGGAUACUGUCAAAAAGUUCGGAGUAAGCGGGAUCACCAGUUUCCUGGAGUUCACCGACAACGGCACUAACCCCAAUAUCUUCUUCGAAAUCCUGGGAACGAACUACGGAGAAGACAGGGGACGUGGAGUCAGCAGGUUGGCCACGUGGGACCCGGUUCAUGGAUUGAAUGGCACUCUGACAGACAGGAAAUUGGAAAAUAACAUGAGGGGAGUUGUGCUCCGAGUCGUCACCGUUCUGGAGGAGCCGUUUGUAAUGGUGUCGGAAAACGUUCUGGGGAAACCGAAGAAGUACCAGGGCUUCUCCAUUGACGUCCUGGAUGCUCUGUCCAACUACCUGGGCUUUAAGUACGAGAUAUACGUCGCUCCGGACCAUAAAUACGGCAGCUUGCAGCCCGACGGUCAGUGGAACGGACUGAUGGGUGAACUGGUCUUCAAGCGAGCCGAUGUGGGGCUCUCCGCUUUGACCAUCACGCCUGAGCGAGAGAGCGUUGUGGACUUCACCACACGCUACAUGGAUUAUUCUGUGGGCGUUCUGCUGCGCAAGGCCGAACGCACCGUGGACAUGUUCGCCUGCCUGGCACCCUUCGACCUGUCACUGUGGGCGUGCAUCGCAGGCACCGUGCUUCUCGUUGGCAUCCUGGUGUACUUGCUCAACUGGCUCAACCCACCGCGGCUGCCCAUGGGAUCCGUGUCUUCGACAACGCUGUAUAAUUCCAUGUGGUUUGUCUACGGCUCCUUUGUACAACAAGGUGGAGAGGUUCCCUACACCACCCUAGCGACGAGGAUGAUGAUGGGCGUUUGGUGGAUGUUCGCUCUUAUCGUCAUCUCCUCGUACACCGCCAAUCUCGCAGCUUUCCUCACCAUCACGCGCAUAGAGAACUCAAUACAGUCCCUGCAGGACUUAUCCAAGCAGACAGAGUUGCCUUACGGUACAGUGUUGGACUCUGCUGUAUACGAUCAGGUGCGCUCCAAGGCGAUGAACCCCUUCGAGAGAGAUCCCAUGUACUCCCAGAUGUGGCGGAUGAUUAACCGCACCGGAGGCGGAGAAAAUAACGUGGAAGAGUCAAAGGAAGGCAUUCGCAAGGUGAAAUACGGGCGAUUUGGCUUCGUGUGGGACGCAGCAGUGCUGGAAUAUGUUGCUAACAAUGACGAGGAUUGCUCCUUCUACACCGUCAGCAACAAUGCGCCAGACCGUGGAUACGGCAUCGCCAUGCAGCACGGCAGCCCCUACAGGGACAUUUUCUCCCAGAGAAUCUUGGAGCUCCAGCAAAACGGUGACAUGGAUAUACUAAAACUCAAGUGGUGGCCCAAGGACAGCCCCUGUGACCUCUACAGCUCAGUCCAGACACGACAACGCGGCAAUGCCCUCGAUAUCCACAGCUUCGCCGGCGUUUUCUGCGUCCUGGCAGCCGGUGUGGUCCUCUCCUGCCUCAUCGCCAUGGUGGAAAGCUGGUGGUCACGAAGGAAGGGAUCCAGGGUCCCCUCCAAGGAGGACGAUAAGGAGAUCGACCUGGAGCACCUACACCGCCGGGUUAACAGCUUGUGCACCGAGGAUGAAAGCCCCCACAAGCAGUUCUCCACCUCUUCCGUCGAUUUAACACCCCUUGACAUGGAUGCGCUGCCCGCUGCUCGUCAGGCACUCGAGCAGAUCAGCGAUUUCCGCAACACCCACAUCACCACCACCACCUUCAUCCCUGAGCAGAUCCAGACCCUAAGCCGUAGCCUCUCUGCCAAAGCCGCCGCUGGAUUUUCUGCUGGUUUCGGUAGCGGUGGCGGAGGCGGCCUCCAGGACCACCGGACUGGCGGGGUUGGCCCUUUCCGGCAGAGGGCCCCCAAUGGUGGCUUCUUCCGCAGCCCCAUUAAAACAAUGUCCUCCAUCCCGUACCAGCCCACAGGUCCAGGACCCAACUUCGGAUACGGCAAUGAUCCAGACAGGGGCACCUCCAUAUGA